Messenger RNA from Nymphaea colorata (pocket water lily), 1434 nucleotides. RefSeq names its product pectinesterase inhibitor 6-like. Gene Ontology annotation, biological process: negative regulation of catalytic activity. NCBI's taxonomy places the organism in Eukaryota, Viridiplantae, Streptophyta, Magnoliopsida, Nymphaeales, Nymphaeaceae. Gene Ontology annotation, molecular function: enzyme inhibitor activity. The transcript has a single exon. The record is from RefSeq and is a predicted model, not a curated record. The coding region runs from base 685 to 1257 and encodes 190 amino acids.
UCCUUUACAAAGUUGUGUAAGCAAAAUUAAGGAAAUUAUUGGGAUAUAUAGAGACUAGGGAAAAAAACAAAGAAAAGAAAAAAGUGACUUUAGGAUUGAAGUAUCCGAGUUCAUGAAAGUUUCAUGAUAAUAUCACGAUAAAGUUAUGAUACUUUUGGAAUAUUAUCAUGAGAACCUAAGAUAUCGUUUCCAAUAUCCCGCAAAGAUCUUACCUGUAAAGCAAUUUUCCCACUGUCUGGCAUUAAGAUGGCAGUACUUUCGAAAUAUCACCAGAGAUCUGUGACUGGUGUGAAGCCUGCAUCAAGGCCUUGCAGUAGCCCUAUUUCACCAGAUCGGCCAGCUCACUGGAUAAGCGCGAGAUGCAUUCAGCAAUCAGCAUCUCAGCUGGUGCCCAUCAGAAGCGCUGCAGCGUUCAUGAGCAUCAUCACGGAAGAUCGCCACAUACAAGCUUCCAUGCUCAUUUUUUCACGAGAUGCAAAGCUAAUUCACGAGAAAGAGAUUAUUGUACAGAGUACACCUAAAAGGCCAAAGCAGCUACAACCAACUAGCCGGCAUGCCAUCUCCCCUUCUACCAUUCUUUAUUGCAAUCACAUACCACUUUCCCUUGCAAAGAUAUAUAAAGCCAUCAGUUAUCUUCUUUCCCACUCUAAAUGCACUUGAUCUCCUACUUUACCCGUAGACGCCAUGUCUCUGACACCCACCAUAAUGGCAGUCUUUCUCUUUGCAUUGUUCAUGGGGUGCUUCGCACAUGGAGAUGGAAAUGCUUACCUUAGAAACGCCUGCCGUGUAACGCAGUAUCGUGAAUUGUGCUUCAAUACAUUCUAUACUCUCCCAUCUGCAGCAAAGCAAAAUGCAAGCGCUCUUGCCCGCAGUGCGAUCUCUGUGACGUUGGCAGAAACCAAGAAUGUAUCCCAGUAUAUACUGGGCCUGAGGGAGUUGAGGCUCCGGGGGAGAGAAAAAGCGGCCCUUGACGACUGCGUCGAGUGUUUCAAUGAUGCAUUAGAUAAUCUUCACAAGUCCUUGUUCGAGAUCCGCUCGCUGGAAAGCAGCACCUUCGACUUUCAGGUCAGCAAUAUGCAGACAUGGGUGAGCGCCGUGCUAACCAGUCAAGACACGUGCCUAGAUGGGUUCAAUGGCACCCAUGGGACAGUAGUGGAACGACUUAACAGCACGAUAGGAAAUGUUGCGCGGAUUACAAGCAAUGCUCUGGCUCUUAUUAACACACUCGCCGAAACAGGUGGGCGUGGACUUCGUUGACCCCUAGUAAUAGUCGCUCUUUUCUCCAGUUCCUCCACCUCUCUCUCUCUCUCUCUCUCUCGUUAUGUGUGUGUCUCUCUAUCCGUGGCAAAUCUGUGUUACGCAGAUAUACAUAAGACUGUAAGAGAUGCAUCCUCGGUAACUAUAAAUUGAAGAAAAUAAGUUGUAUUGUACAAA